Molecule: messenger RNA, 1293 nt
Organism: Peniophora sp. CBMAI 1063
Lineage: Eukaryota; Fungi; Basidiomycota; Agaricomycetes; Russulales; Peniophoraceae
Source: the annotation of a GenBank genome assembly
AUGUUCGCCACCAACACCAUCACAACUGCUCUCCCGUCUUGGGCUCUCAUCUUCAUCAUCCUCGGUUCCAUCCUCGCCUUCACGGCCACUUCCGUCGGCCUCUUCUAUCAUCUUGGUUUUCGUCGUCGUCUUCACUAUCGUGCUAUAUUCUCGUCCUGGACGCUCGUACCCAUCCCGGCGCCCUCGUCCCGCCCUACAUCUACGCCCACGUUUGGGCUCGAAUCAUUGGAUCUCGUCGAGUCGCUUCAGUCACCCGCGGCCGCGUACUCCUCCCCGAUCGUUAGAAAGGACUUCAACCUCGUUCGUGGUGCACGGCUACCGAGGACUUUAUCAUCAUACUCGGAUACGCCUAUACUGCCUCUUCAGGCAAUCUACACUCCGGAACUUCCAGGACUAGACGAGCCCGCUCCCGCUAAGCGUAUCUUUCAUCGUGAGGCGACGCCGCCUGCAAGUAUCGGCCUCGAUACUCCCCCUCCAACUCCCGUCAUCGAAGCCCCUAAGUGGGUCGAGGACUUCCUCCGCCAUCGCACAGAGGCGUCGAAUGAGUUUGCUCCAUCAUCUUCUGACAGCACUGCAAGCUCUUCGUGCAGCUACCCGAGCUCCGACUCGUCGUCCUCACUCACGUCUAUUUUGGACGCUUUCCCGGGCCCGCCCACUUCCGUUGAGAAGGCGCAGAUUGCAAACCCGAUUGAGGACAUCUUACCAACCCCACCACCGAGCCCGUUGGUACCUACGACCGACUUCUUCCAGCCCGUGGCUGCGAGCAAGAUGCUCGUACCUGACACCACGUCUCUGCAAUCAACCUCUUCCUCGGGUUCUAUGAGCACCAGCAGCUCUGACAUCCUUCUUCUCGGCCGUCUAUUUGGCUCGAGCGUCUCUUCAUCCUCGUCCAUUAGCGAUAUGGUCUCCUUCGAGAAGCCCGAGUGCCCGGCACUGCAGGUCUUCACUGCCUCUAAGUCACCCAACAUUACAUCGCCGCUUCUGUCGGCCUCGACUAGUUUCUACGUCUCAGUGGGGCACGCCGCCGAGGAUGACUGCCUCACGAGCACCAGCGAAGACGACCUCCUCCUAUUCGGUCGUCUCUUCACCUCGAGCUUUCCUUCAUCUUCGACCAUCCACGAGAUGGUCCCCUUCGAGAAGCCUGAGUGCCCGCCACUCCAGGUCUUCACUGCCCACAAGGCACUCAACAUCAUCCCGCCGCCUAUGUCGGCCUCAAUCAGCUUCUGCGUCUCGACCGAGCACGUCACAGAACACAACUACCUCGCUCCUCCGGCCUCACAGCUCUGGAGCUGA